Molecule: messenger RNA, 3286 nt
Organism: Folsomia candida
Lineage: Eukaryota; Metazoa; Arthropoda; Collembola; Entomobryomorpha; Isotomidae
Exons: 9
Coding region: 1044-3065 (673 amino acids)
Molecular function (GO): oxidoreductase activity, acting on CH-OH group of donors; flavin adenine dinucleotide binding
Source: RefSeq, a predicted model, not a curated record
CAGAAUUUUAAAAUAUAUUCCCAGAGGAGAGAAAUAAUUAAAAUGUGCUGAUUUUUACGAAUUGGGGGAGAAUUCCUACGUUAUAGCUCAAAAUUUCUCAAAAUUUGAUCCCAUUCUUUGUGCAGGGUCCAUUGUCGUGGCAGGACUGACUUGUUUAAGUAAAAUGUUAAGUGUGUGCAUAGGUGGACCUCUAAAAAAAUAAGUUGGAUGUUGUUGACAUUGAUACUUCAGCCUUAAAAUGGUGACUAGAUUGAGUGUGUGCAUGUGGACUUUUAAGUGAUUGGGUCAAUUGGACUGGACGAAUGUGGAGUGAAAUUUUGCAUGGAAAUGCAUGGAUGGAUCUCUGUAAGUUGGCGUCCAUUCGUCUCCAACGACAGACUUGGACUUGGGAGAUGGAAAAGCUGAAAUUCUGAAUUUGAGCGAUUAAUGGAUUUUUUAAGUUAAAAAUUUCUAUGCAAAUGAAUUGUUUAACUUAAAAUAGUGAAGUGCGAACGAACUGUUUAAAAAAAUAAAGUUUAAAAAUUACACAAUUGUUUGAUAGUUUAGUACUUUAUUUUUUUAAACGGGUGUAAUCAUAAUUUUCGAAAUUUUGUGAACUGUGAGAAUAUUUUCUGAAAUGUGAAGAAAUGUCUUGGCUUAAUCUUGUUGAGUUAAAAGUUUCUAUAAAAUGAAGUUUUUAACGUGAAAUCGUGAAGUGAUUGCAUUUGUGAGAACUGCUUUAAAAUUUUUAAAGUUCAAGAUUAUAUAUUUUUUGGCAGUUUGACGAGUUUAAAAUUCUUAAAAACGCGAAAUUUAUGAAAGUUUGUAAACUGCAGUAUUUUCCAAGAAAUGCCAAGAAAUGCCUUAAUUUAAUGGCAAAUGCAAUAAAAGUUAUGAAACUAAUGUGAAUACCUAAUUCACAUAUCUUUAGGAAAUUGUGAUGCUAUGUUUAAUCAAGUGUGAAAAUUUUUGUGCAAAUUACAAGUUUUCGCAAAAAUAAAAAAUGUGCCAAAUUCUUGGAAAUUCUCGCAUCCUUUAAUAAUUUCCUGAUUGAGAUAAGCACGAUGACGCCACGAAUAUCAUCUUUGCGCCUGGGAACGCAAGCCGUAUUUCGGCAAGGAAGGGUGGCGCCACGCCUGAUCCCGGUAGAUUUUGCGGUCGGACUUCACCUCUCCUGGCCUCUCUUAUCCGCCUUGAUAAGCAUACUUAUCUUGAUGUUAAACUCGUGGGAGUGGGCUUUUCAGAAGACAGAUUUUCUUCAGACAAUCUCGCCCAGAUUUUUCGAUCCGUACUUGAUCGAAGAGUUUGAUUUCGUUAUUGUCGGCGGUGGAUCUGCGGGGACCAUCGUUGCCAAUAGGUUAAGUAAAUACCCCGGAAAUUCGGUUCUUCUCCUUGAAGCGGGUGGAAAACCGAAUCCCUUCAUGUUAUGGCCAGCCAUGGCGUACGUUGGACAACUUAAAGUUCCCGGGGUGGAUUGGAUGUAUGAAACAGUGCCGCAAAAGAAUACUUCGCUCGGGCUGACGGGAAAGAAAGUUCGCAUCCCACGAGGAAAAGGUCUGGGAGGAUCUUCAAAUCUAAACUUGAUGUACUACCAACGCGGCAACAAACGAGACUACGACCGUUGGGCUGACGUCACGGGAGACGAAGAAUGGAAUUUUGAAAAUGUCAUGCCAUUCUUUAAAUCGUCGUCGAAUUAUCAUGGGCACAAUCCGAACCCCAUAUUUCACCGCACGGUAUCCCCUACCGCGCCUGAUGAAGGGCUUUUCGUCGGACAAACGAUUCCCUACGGGAUUCGGGAAUGGUUAUCAGCCGCAGCCGAGAAAGGAUACCAUGUCGAAGAUCCGAACGCCCUCCAGCGGGAAAGUUUCGGACGGAUGGACGUUACCAUCAAGGACGGCCAAAGGUUCGGAACUUACGCGGCAUUUCUACAAGGAAAAGUCGAAGCGAGACGAAACUUAUGGAUUUAUUUGUACUCUCGCGCCAUCAAAGUGCACCUCGAUAAGGACCGGGUCGCUUAUGGAGUGACUUAUCGACGCCACGGAAAAACUAGAUUUGUUCGAGCCCGGAAGGAAAUUAUUUUAAGUGCGGGAGCCGUAGAUACACCGAGACUCUUGCUCUUAUCGGGGAUAGGACCGAAGCGGGAGUUAAAUGAGUUGGGGAUAAGCUGUCGCGUAAAUCUUCCCGUCGGGUACAACCUUCAAGACCACGCGCUCACAAUUGUGGGUCCUUUUACCGUUGAUGACAACAAAGCGGCGUCCUUCUUGCGAGAAUCGAACGCUAUCUCGUUAUCCGAUUAUUUCGGGAGAAAUAUGGGAUUUAUUUCUACGCCGGAUUCAUCAAGCGGUGUGGGUUAUGUGUGCUCAUCUUUGGCGGAGAAGGACUGGCCGGAUAUUCAGUACACACUGAUCGGAGCGUCUACAACGAUUCCGAUAGUGUCGAUGGCGCAUAAUUUUAAACCGGGUCUCUGGGAAGCCUACUCCAAGCCAUACCUCACUCGUGAUAGUUUCGCCGUAGCCAUCGUAGCGCCUGGUUUGCCCCGAUCCCGCGGUCAAAUUCGGUUAGCGUCCUCUUCCCCCGAUGACAAACCGAUCAUCGACCCCCACUAUUUUACUCAUCCCGACGACAUGCGCAUUAUGACGGAUGGGAUGCGAAUUCUAAUUGAUCUCAUCGAAACGACGCAAGCUUAUCGAAAAAUUGGGGCCAGUUUUGCCACCACGCCGCUGCCAGGAUGUGAACAUUUCUCGGAUUUGAGGUCAAACGAAUAUUACGAGUGUUACUUGAGACAGUUGACCUUCACGGUGCACCACCCGUCCUGCACGGUACCCAUGGGGAAGGAUUGGCGAGAUCAGAGGACAGUGCUGGACUCGAAAUUGAGAGUUUUCAAAACCCGACACCUCCGCGUAAUCGAUGCCUCUGUGAUGCCAUACAUUCCCAACGCCAAUCUGAACGCGCCUACGAUAAUGAUUGGCGAAAAGGCGGCCCAUUUCAUCCGGGACUAUUGGGCCCAGCAAUUUCUCGUUUGUGAUAUGCGAGAGUUUCUAAGUUAUCGGGAAAAUCGGCAGUGUUUUUAUUGCAGGCUGGUUUAAUCAAUAAAUUAGCGAAUAAUUAAUGCAAUGUGAUACUAAAAUUAAUUAGGUGAUUACCUAAACUUAGCCAAAAUUUAGUCUAGAAUAUGUAAUAUGUUCGCAUGCAGAUUUUUGCACUUGGGGGUUGACUCUGAAUUAAUAUGAUGUUUACUAUAUAUUACCAAUAUUUUAGAAUAAAGUGGAUAAACAAUUUGAAGAAAAUACCCCGAAAACACCAAAAA